AUGAACACUCUAAUCACAGUGGGGUUAGCCUUCAUGGUCACAGUAGCCUCUGCGCUGCCGGCUCAGCCAGCAGUUGGAGGUUUUGGAUGGGGUGCUGGAGGGGUCAACCCAUGGAUACCUCCCUGGGUGUCAGCCGCUCCCUGGUACCCCCAAUGGACGCCGUGCACAGCGAUCGGGACCACAUGCUUGGACUGCAACACCAAAUUGGUGUGUACCAAAAUCGGUGGCCUCCAGCGGUCUUGCAGCGACCCCACUCUUCCGUUCUGCAACUUAGGUGAAUGCUCCGCUACGCCUUCAGCGGAAUGCGCCCCAGAUGUACCAGCUGAAACCGCAGCC
Molecule: messenger RNA, 336 nt
Organism: Iphiclides podalirius (scarce swallowtail)
Lineage: Eukaryota; Metazoa; Arthropoda; Insecta; Lepidoptera; Papilionidae
Source: the annotation of a GenBank genome assembly